AUCUCACCCAAUAAACUCAUAGAGAAAAAAACACUCUGCGCCAACCAGCCCACUCCUUGAAUCCAGUCACUCAUUCUCUCUCAAAAAAUCCACGUCAUUCCUUCCUCUCUCGCUAUUUUUUUAAUUAAUUGCAGCAGUGAAAAUGUUCCCAAAUAGUUAUCCCCCUCCCCACCCACAAGCUGCACCACCGCAACAGCAACAACACUACCAACACCACGCCCCGCACAACCCACUUAAUCAACAGCAACCCUUCCAGCAAAACCCCGUGAUAAACCAGCAGCCUAAUUACUAUCCUCCUCAACAGAAUUAUCCUCCUCCUCCUCAGCAGCAGCAGCAGCCAGUCUACCCACCAACUUAUCAACAAAAUUCGUAUCCACAGCAACAGCAACCCUACAACCCCUCCACCCCGCUCUACCCCCAACUGAACCAACAACUCUCUGGCCUAUCAAUAACCAACUCUGGUUUUAACCGCUUGUGGGGCUCGGACCAGGUCGAUUUACUCAAACACCGCCAUCAAAUUUUACCUCCGUAUGGAGUCAAACCACCGGAAAUCAGACAUACCAAUGAGUUUUGGAGGGAUAAAAAUGCUGCCCCGGACAUCUUCCGCUGCACCCUGACGAAAAUCCCGGAAUCGAAAACCCUCCUCCAGAAAUCCCGUCUCCCACUGGGAAUCCUAAUCCACCCGUUCAAGGACCUCACCCAGCUCCCCGUCGUCCAGUGCUCCACCAUCGUCCGGUGCCGCUCCUGCAGGACCUACAUCAAUCCUUUUGUUUAUUUCAUCGAUAAUCGGAGGUGGAAGUGCAACCUCUGCUUCAGAGUCAAUGAUUUACCCGACGAGUUCCAAUACGACCCUUUGACAAAAACCUACGGCGACCCCCACCGCCGUCCCGAGAUCCUCUCCGGAACAAUAGAAUUCCUCGCCCCGGCCGACUACAUGGUCCGUCCUCCUCAGGCCGCCGUGUAUUUAUUCUUACUAGAAACCACCGUAUCCGCUCUGGAGUCUGGUUAUCUAAAAAUAAUCUGCGACACGCUGCUCGAUAAUUUAUCCACGCUUCCGGGGGACUCUCGAACACAGAUCGGAUUCAUCACUUUCAACUCCAGUGUUCACUUUUACGAUUUGAGUGGGAAUACGGCGAAAAUGAUGGUGGUGACGGACGUGGAGGAUGUCUUUGUGCCUUUGCCGGAUGGACUUUUAGUUAAAUUGGAUGAGUUUGAGGAGAAUGUGAGGGGGUUCCUCAGGGGGUUGCCCGGGAUGUGGAUGAAUGGAGCGAGUGUUAAUGGGGGGUCAGGCGGGAGCUGUUUGGGAGCAGCCGUGUCCGUUGCCCAAAAAUUAUUGGCCCCCCUCGGCGGCCGCCUCACCAUCUUCACCCACACGCUCCCCACCCUCGGGCCAGGCUCCCUCCCCCCACGUGACUCUUCAAAAACCCUCCCCCAACUAACCAAAGAUUUGAAUCCGGCAACAGAUUUCUACAAGAAAAUCGCUCUGGACUGUUCCGGGCAGUACAUUGCCGUGGAUUUGUUCUUCACUGGGAAUGCUCACUCGGACAUUGCUUCUGUCUCUUGUAUCAGCAAGUUCGGGGGGUGUGUCUAUAGGGUGAAUGGGCUGGAGGGCCCGAAUAGGAAGCUGUUUUUAGAGGGGUGUUUUAGUAGGUAUCUCACGAGGAAGAUUGGCUUCGAGGCGGUGAUGCGGGUCAGGUGUAGUCGUGGUCUGUCGAUCCACACGUUCCACGGAAAUUUAUUCGUCCGCUCCACGGAUUUGCUCUCCCUGCCAAACUGCAACCCGGACGCUGGGUUCGGGAUGCAGGUCUCGAUCGAUGAGGAUCUCAGGGACUUUCAACACGUCGCGUUCCAGGCGGCAUUGCUUUACACGAGCUCAAAAGGGGAACGCCGCAUCCGUGUCCACACCCUCUGCCUCCCCGUGGCCUCCAACAUAAACGACGUGAUCCUCUCUGCAGACCAGCAAGCCAUAGUUGGUUUAAUAGCGAAGAUGGGCGUGGACCGGGCACUCACCUCCUCGAUACAAGACGCGAGGGAGGCCUUUCUAAACGCUGUUGUUGAUAUCUUAUCGGCUUAUUCCACCACGCAGAACGCGGUGCAGGGCGUGGGCGGUGGGUUAAUCGCACCGGCCAAUAUCCUGCAGAUGCUGCCCGUGUAUGUUCAUGGGUUGUUGAGGGGGACGGGCUUCCGCACUGACCUCAAACCCACCCUGGACGACCGCGUGCACUAUCUCAACCAAUUAAAGUCCCUCCCUCUCUAUUUACUUAUUCAAACGGUGUACCCGGACCUUUAUCGGAUCGACCAGGUCCUCGCCACGCCCCUCCAAGAGCACGAAGCCCCCGAGGACGACCAGGACACGGACCCGCCCGUGGAGCUCCCACUCUUCCCUCUCCUCACCCUCGGGUCGGACCGGAUCGACGCGAGUGGGGUCUACCUCCUGGACCAACCAGAGUCCAUUCUAGUCUAUGUCAAUAGAAAUGUGGGCAGGGAGUUUUGCGUGGAUGUGCUGAAUGCGCAGGGGUUUGCGUUUUUGAAUGAGCAGAACGACCUCCCCGAUCUCCCCACCACGUCCAGUUUGCGGAUCCGUAACUUUGUGAAUUACCUCCAGUCCGUGAAGCCUUUUCCCGUUCCCUUGAGGGUUUUGAGGGAGGACUCCCGCGAGCGCCCCAGCUUCACCUCGAGUUUAAUCGAGGACCGUGGCGAGUCACAAAUUCCGAGUUAUUACGAAUUCCUUCAGCAACUCCAGAACCUCGUCAAAUAAUCAUUUCUUAAAUUCCAAUUUUAAAUUAAAUUAUAUACACAAAAAUCAUGAAAUAAACACAUUUUUCCAAAGAUAA
Molecule: messenger RNA, 2834 nt
Organism: Folsomia candida
Lineage: Eukaryota; Metazoa; Arthropoda; Collembola; Entomobryomorpha; Isotomidae
Gene: Sec24AB
Product: protein transport protein Sec24A-like
Biological process (GO): endoplasmic reticulum to Golgi vesicle-mediated transport; COPII-coated vesicle cargo loading; intracellular protein transport
Cellular component (GO): COPII vesicle coat; endoplasmic reticulum exit site
Molecular function (GO): SNARE binding; zinc ion binding
Source: RefSeq, a predicted model, not a curated record